Plasmodium gallinaceum is the source of this 2199-nucleotide messenger RNA. RefSeq names its product fork head domain protein, putative. The coding region runs from base 1 to 2199 and encodes 732 amino acids. Gene Ontology annotation, molecular function: protein binding; mRNA binding. Gene Ontology annotation, cellular component: nucleus. The record is from RefSeq and is a predicted model, not a curated record. The transcript has 3 exons. NCBI's taxonomy places the organism in Eukaryota, Apicomplexa, Aconoidasida, Haemosporida, Plasmodiidae.
AUGAGUAAAGAUAAAGUUAUUAAUAUAAAUGAUAAUGCUUAUAAAAGCAAUUUAAAUAAUUCAGAAUAUAAAAAAAAAAAUAUUAAAGUAAACAAUUUAAAUAACGAUAAUAAUAAUAGUAUAAAUAUAAAAGAUAGUAAGAAACAUACUAGCCAAAAUUCAAAUAAAUAUGAAAAUGAUCUGUUAAAAAGUAAAAAUUAUGAUAGUAAACAUACACAGAACAAAGUAAUUAAAAAAAAAGAACAUAAAAUUAAAGAAAAGCAUAAAACAAAAGAUAAUAAUGGAGAUUAUAUAAAUAAUUGUGAACAUAUUGAUAAAAAAAAGAGCUAUGAAAGUACCAACGAAAAGAAUUCGAAAAUAGAUAAUAUAAGUAAAUAUAAGCAAUUUAAUAAAUUUGAUGAAAACUAUGAAAAGGAAAAAGAAAUAGGAAAACUCAAAAAUAAAGAGAAAAUAAUAAUUAAAGAAAAAUUAAAUCAAGGAAAAAAUGAAAUAUAUGAAAAAAAUUAUAAAAAUGAAAAAGAAAAUGUAAAUUACGAAUACAAAAUACGUCAAAAGGAAAUAAAAGAUGAAAGAGAAAAAAAAAAUGAAAGGAAAAAUUAUGAUAGAGAUGAAAAAUAUGAUAAAAACAAAUAUGAAAAAAAACUUACAGAUAAAAAGAAUGAAAAAGACGAAUUUUUCUGUAAUACUAAUAAUAGAAGAGAUAAAGAUUUGAAGGAAAGAAAAAUAUCUAAUGAUAAAUAUGAUAAUAACAAAAAAGAAAAAAUCUAUGAUAAAGAAAAAUAUGAUCAUAAAAACAGUAAAUCAAAAAAAAUUAUAAAAAACGAAAAUGAAAUAAGAGAGAAUAAAAAUAACUCUGAAAUGAAUGACAACAAAAAAACUAAGUAUGAAAAAAUAGGAAAAUAUAGUAAUGAAAGGGAAAAAAGUGAAAAAAAAAGAAAUAAAAAAGAUUAUGUUGAUGAUAAUGAAGAAAGAAAAAAUAAAGAUUAUUAUAGAGAUAAGUAUAAUAUUAAAUAUAAAAAAAGUAGUUCUUACAAUAAAAAACAUAAUAAAGAAGAUGAAUAUAAAAAAUGUGAAAAAGAUAGUUAUAAUAAAUAUGAAAAAGAUAGUUAUAAUAAACAUGAAAAAGAUAGUUAUAAUAAACAAGAAAGAGAUACUUAUAGUAAACAUGAAAAAGAUACUUAUAAUAAACGUGAAAAAGACUGUUAUAAAAAAUAUGAAAAAAGUGAUUAUAAAAAAUAUGAAAAAGAUGAUUAUAAAAAAUAUGAAAAAGAUGAGUUACACAUUAGAAAAGAUAAUUAUGAAGAACAUGAUAAGACGAUAAGCAAAAAACAUAAAAUAUAUGAUAUAGAUAGAUAUAAUGAAUCUAAAAAAAAUACUAAAGAAAACGGAAUUUUAAAUAAUAAAAGAAAAUAUAAUUACGAAGAAAAAGAAAAAAGCAGUUUCAAAAAAAAAAAUAAUUUAGAAAAUUUAAAAAAAUAUGAUACCUCAAAUAAUAAUGAUAAUAAAAAAAAUUUAAGAGAUAAAUCAUAUAAGAGUGAAAAUAGUUUAGAAUUAAUAAAGAAAAAUAAUAAUGUAAAUAAAACCAUAAGAGAAAAUGAAGAUUAUAAAUCAAGCAUUUCUAAAAAUGAUCAUGAAAGUAAUUAUAAUAAUAAUAAGUUAAAAAAAAUUAAUAUGGAAAAUGAAUCUAAAAGUAAGGAAGAAGAUAAAAAAGAACAGCAAGGAGAAAAAAUAAGUAAUGAAGUUAAAGAAAAGCAAAAUUUUAAUCCAUCUGGUUUAUUAGCAAAAGAUAAAAAUUACAAAAAUGGUAUUGAAUUAAAAUAUACUGAAAGUGUUGAUGCUGAAAUACCAGAUAAAAAAUGGCGUCUUUAUAUGUUUAAAGACUGUAACAACAAUGAACCUCAAAAAAUACUACAUAUACAUGAGAAAUCUUGUUAUUUAAUUGGAAAAGAGGAUUUAGUUGCAGAUAUAAAAUUAAAUAAUAUUAGUAUAUCAAAACAACACGCAGUUAUACAAUUUAAAAGGCAUGAAAAUAAAAUUUUACCAUUUCUUGUAGAUUUAAAUAGUACAAAUGGAUCAUAUUUAAACAAUGAACAAAUUGAACCAAAUAAAUUUUAUGAAUUGAGAGAAACAGAUAUUUUAAGAUUUGGUAGUUCAGUUCGUGAAUUUGUUUUACUUCAUGAUACUUGUCAUAUCAAUUAA